Molecule: messenger RNA, 1660 nt
Organism: Dermacentor silvarum
Lineage: Eukaryota; Metazoa; Arthropoda; Arachnida; Ixodida; Ixodidae
Exons: 11
Coding region: 1-1518 (505 amino acids)
Source: RefSeq, a predicted model, not a curated record
AUGUCGCAGGUGUCGGAGAUGUCCACCGUUGUUUUGGUCUCGUGCGAUCUUCUGCUACCUCCUCUUGUUGCCAGGCAGGGCGGCGCUUCACCCAAGGUGCUCAUUGCCGCCGUCGUCGUGUUGCUGCUGUUCGUCGUGCUGAUGUUUCUUCUGCUCACCGGCUCAGAAACCGGAGAGGCCCAUGGUGGUGGCGAUGACGAAAGUGACGGUGGUGGUGACAGCGGCGGUGGCGGCGGCGGCUUCAGGGGUAGUGGUGGCCGUGGCUCGAAAAAGACGACCACCGAGGCACCGGUCACGACGCCGCCAACGCCGCCACCGACGCCGCCGGUCAUUCCCAUCAAGCGGCCGGAAUCGUUCAUCUUCUGCACCCUCGGUCCCUUCCUGGUAUCGUCCUUCAGGUUGUCCAAAGUCCCGGCUUGCGACUACUUCGUCUACACGGAUGUCUUUGUCUACAAGGACACCGUGUAUGGCCACGACGAUCCCGUCAGCUACGUCAUUUUCCUCGAGAUGGCCAAGAAAUACAGAGACGACCUGGACUACCGGGGUUACCCCGAGACCACCAACUCUUCGCUCAAGCUGCAGCACUACGGCAUCAGCUUCGCGGCAGACUCUCUCCUCGACUUGGACAUAUGGCUGGUGAAGGUCGACUUCACGAACCUGUACAAGAACUACGGUAUCCUGACCGCCGGCUUGGCCAGCUACCAGAGAGGCGACGUCUCUUCGGACUCUUACUUGAUCCAGUUGAAGAGCAUCAUGAAGAAGAUCAACGACGGGAUGACCAAGGCACAGGCCGGCAACAAGACCAUCCUGAAGACUGUCUUCCUGGGCGUCAAGCUUUCCGGCGCGACGACGAGCUCGCAGUACGACGCCACCGCGAUGUCCGAAAUCAAGAGCAUCGGCAACAUCGACCUGCUGAUACUGGUGAGUCACAUGGUGCAGCCCCACGUUGCUAGGAAGUGCACCAUCCAGCCGCUAAGCAUGUACAAGGGCACCGUUCAGGCAACCGAAUCUCCGCCCACCAUGGAGCGGCUGGUGAACUUGGUGACCGGUAACCUGAAGUUCCGAGUGGCUCUCUCCGUCUCGAUGAGCGUGUAUAUGUUCACCGCCAAGUCUACCUCAGCCACGCCUGUCGUCCCGGAGAUCGGCAAGGAGUGUGAACUCUACUACCAGCUCGACUACUCUGAGCUCUGCGGCGUGAAAGAGUCGACGAUCACCACCCAGGACCCACUGCUCGGUAGUGCCACAGCCCGCAUUAAAGGCGACAUGCUCAUCGUCUUCGAGACAGCGGAAACCAUUGAGGCUAAGAUGAACGAGACGAUAACGGUGGCCCGCAAUGCAAGCGUGGGCCUGGUGUGGGCAGUCUACGAUCUACAGAACGACGUGGCCACGUGCGACGUCAUCGACAAGCCGCAGCGAACGUCCUACAGCCGGUUCAGGAUCGUCAACGACACCAUGGCGAGGGACUACGGCGAAACUGGGGCCCAGCAAACGGGCGUGUCGCGGAGCAGGCUUUGGUGACAGCGAACUGCGCGCCGCCAAUGGCAGUGGUCAUCAAUGCUUUCGCUGCUUGCUGCGCUGAAAAAGAAAGUCCUCGCGCCGUCCUUGUGUCUGUGUCACUUCUUUUUUCUUUCUUUUUUUUUUCUUUUUUUUUUUUUUUUGC